Messenger RNA from Salmo salar (Atlantic salmon), 2205 nucleotides. The record is from RefSeq and is a predicted model, not a curated record. Lineage: Eukaryota; Metazoa; Chordata; Actinopteri; Salmoniformes; Salmonidae.
AUGCCUCCGAAGAAGCAGAAAAACCCAUCGACGAACGAGACCGCACCGGGGACCCAGAAAGUCACCCGACAACUCAUCGAGAGGAAGGAGCUCCUGCACAACCUUCAGCUGUUGAAAAUAGAGAUGUCGCAGAAAAAUCUCAUCAUAGAUAACAGAAAGUGGACCCACUUGACAAAGACGGAGGAGCUGGAGGAGAGGCUGAAUGUUGCCCUGCACCAGAAACAAGUCCUGGCUCUGAGACUGGACAGACAGCUCCAACUCACCCAGGAUGAGAGCAGGAAGCAGCAGGCUCUGAGGAAGCAGGAGAUGGAUGUGAUCCUACUGAGGCAGAAGCAGCUGGAGGAGACCAACAGACAGCUGUGUGACAAGGCAGGAGACCUGCGACGCAGCCUCAGGGACCUGGAGCUCACUGAGGACAAAUACAAGGAGCUCCGAGAUAUCCCCGAGGAGAGACUGUCUAUCACUGAAUACGUAGCGGUGUGUUUCUAUGAGGUGGUGAGUCCUCUCAAAGCCCAGCUCUCUGAUCUUCAUGUCAAGAGGAACAGUCUGACAGACGACCUGGAGACACACAGGACUCAGAUCAAGUCCCUAGGAAGAGUUACGAGGAGGAGCGCGAGGGCGAGGUCAGAGCUGGAGAUCAGGAACCAGAGACUAACUCUGGAGCUGGCUGACACUAAACGGCUCAUCCAGGAGGGAGACUUCAAGCGGGACAACUACUCUAACAUCAAACGUGAGCGCGAUGCGUUUGAGUGUGAGGUGAGAGAGUUGAGGAAGAGACUGGAGCCGCUGGAGAUGACUCACGAGGUCCAGACCAGGGAGAGGAACGAGCUGAGUCGAGAGGUGUCUACUCUGCAGCAGUCAGUGACCCUCCUCCAGAAGGAUAAAGAAUAUGUUCACAGACAGAACAUGGAGCUGAAUGUCCGCUGUGCCCACCAGGAAGACCGUCUAGAGAGGCUGCAUACCCAGCUGGACGACGCCCAGAGGGCCAGGGAGGAGCUCUACCACAAAUACAUCGCUUCUAGAGACCACUACAAGACAGAGUACGAGAAUAAACUGUCUGAGGAGCUGGAGAACAUUCGUCUGAAGACCAGCCAGGAGAUCGACAGCCUGCAGAGGACCUCAAAGGAGAUGUACGAGAGAGAGAACAGGAACCUCCGUGAGACGCGGGACAAUGCAGUGCUGGAGAAGGACAGAGCAACGAAGGGAGAGAGAGAAACACAGACCAGAUACGACCAGCUACUGGAACAGUUCCGUGGUGUCCAGAUGGGGACAGACAGCCGGGUGGCAGAGCUGCUGAACCAGGUGAAGCUGAAGAGCUUGGAGACCGAGCGCUCUCAGAUGGUACAAGAGGAGACUGCCAGGAACCUGGGACAGUAUCAGAUGGAGACAGAGAAACUACAGAAGAAACUAGAGGUCAUGACCAAGGAGUUGUACAGGCUGCAGACGGCCUCAGAGAAGCAGAUAACGGAACUCCAGGCCCAGAAUGCCGAGCAGCAGGCCAGACUACAGACCUACGAGAAACUGGAGCAAGAGCUGGACGACGUCACCAUGCAGGCUGCUGAAAUUGAUAAUGAGGAGGAAGCAGAGAGAGUUCUGUUCUCCUACGGUUACGGAGCCAACAUUCCCACAACCGCCAAGAGACGACUCAAGCAGAGUGUCCAUCUGGCCCGAAGACUGUUGCAGCUGGAGAAACAAAACACACUGUUGAGGAGAGAUCUGGAGAAACGCAACACACACACAGGACAGAUCUCUGAGGAGCUGGAAGCAGCUAACCAUCUCCUACAGCAGGCCCAGCAGCCCUACAGUUACCUGAUCGACACAGUGAGACAGAGAGACACACAGAUACUGUCCCUCAGAGAGCGCAUCAUACAGCUGGAGGAGGACACCAGAUCUCUGAGGAAAGAGAAGACGUCUCUCCAACAGGUGAAGAACAAUAUGGCCUCCGACCUGGAGCGAUUGCUUAACCACCGAGAGGAGUUAUCUGUGAUGAAGCAGGUUUUGCUCAGUAUGAGGUCCAGAGAGUCCCAGUCCCUCCUGGAUCCUGAUGGGGUUGGGACCGGGCUGGCCUUCAGCAGACCCAAACACCUCAGCAGAACCACAGAGGAGGAUGAGCAGAACCCUCACAGACACAGACCCAAACCCACCGUGUUCACCAAUAAAGAAGCUCCUGAAUGGUACAGGAAAGUCAAGUUCCAGCCUGAAUGA